Micropterus salmoides (largemouth bass) is the source of this 3783-nucleotide messenger RNA. RefSeq names its product cannabinoid receptor interacting protein 1a (gene cnrip1a). Gene Ontology annotation, cellular component: plasma membrane. Gene Ontology annotation, biological process: negative regulation of signaling receptor activity. The record is from RefSeq and is a predicted model, not a curated record. Bases 217 to 705 code for a protein of 162 amino acids. Lineage: Eukaryota; Metazoa; Chordata; Actinopteri; Centrarchiformes; Centrarchidae. Gene Ontology annotation, molecular function: type 1 cannabinoid receptor binding. The transcript has 3 exons.
UGAGAAAUCGGAUGAUUAAUCCAGUAGCCUAUUAUUGGCAGCCCGACAAUGAAAUGACUUUGAACCCCCACACUUUUAUUUUGAAAGACGUCACCGGAAGCUCCGCAGUGUCCAGCUUGACUCUGGUCCCUCCUCAGCAUCACCGCAUCAUCCGCCGUCUUCUCCCUCAUUGCGGAACCCAAUAAAAGUGACCCCGUAAAACCCAAAACCCGGAUCAUGGACGACGUCCCUCCCAUCAUCAACAUCUCCAUCUCCCUGCGGAUCCAGCCCAACGAAGGGCCCGUGUUCUUCAAGGUGGACGGGACCCGGUUCGGCCAGAACAGGACCAUCAAGCUGCUCACAGGCUCCAAAUACAAGAUCGAGGUGGUGCUGAAGCCUGGAAACGUCGAGGCCACCAACAUGAACAUCGGAGGCAUCGUCUUCCCUCUGGAGCAGCAGUCCAAGGACGAGGAGUCUGUGGUUUAUCACGGCCAGUACGACACCGAGGGCGUCCCGCACACCAAGAGCGGAGACCGGCAGCCCGUCCAAGUCAGUAUAGAGUUCAACAAGGCCGGGACGUUUGAGACGGUCUGGCAGGCAAAAUACUACAAUUACUACAAGAGGGAGCACUGCCAGUUCGGCAACAAAUUCAGCAGCAUCGAUUACGAAUGCAAGCCCAACGAGACGCGGACCCUCAUGUGGAUCAACAAGGAGGCCUUCAACUGAGUCGGCUCGUCCUUCCACCGUCCGCACACCAAAUACCAAACAGAGGACAUCAGUUGUACCAGGACUACUUUGAACAUCGGCAUCACAAGAAAAGGACAGCCUUAUCUUAAAGGCGGGCUUCAAGUCAGCUGGGCUCUGGUAUAUGUGUUGUUUUAUAAAACAGGGAGGGAAAAUAGAUGUUUGCGAUGAUGGUCUUUAAAGGUUUUUGUUUUAAAGCUGCACUCAGCAAAGGUGCUCUUUGGCAGCUUCACAUGCCAGCAACAGGGAACAGUCUGAAAAGCAUUAAUACUCAGAUAUCCUACACAGUGACGUCAUUUAACUGCACACGGCGCGCUCAUGUUUGCCAACUCGGCUGUUUUAUGAUAUUUUAUAUCAAAGGAAACUAAAGGGACAGAACGAGGAAAAGAUCUGAGGCUUUAAAGGGCAGUUUCCUCCAAAGGGAGCGCUCACGUAUCUGUGUUUUGCUCUUCAGUUUCAAUCCAUCGCUGCCUGUGUGGGUGGGGAUUUCCUUUCAGUGAUCAAACGUCAAGAGAAGCAUGCAGAGUGUAGCUUUAAAGCAGGGUUAGAGGAACAGGCGGGCAUUUUGUGAAAUAAGCUUGUAUGCCAUCUUACCCACAGUCAGAUGAGAAGAUUUUUAUAUGCAUUUUAUCUUGUAGUGCGUUGAGUACAAACACAUGUCCGGGAUGUUUUUAGCCUAGCUUAGCUCAAAUACUGGAAGCAGAAGAAAACUUCUGCCCACGCGUCAAGCAGCACAGAGCAGAUGAACCGUGCAGGAAGUCAUCAUGAUAGAAGCACAAACAUCAAGGACAGCUGAACAAAUUAGCAAAAUCAGGAAGGCAAAACGCUCUUAUUCUGAAGUGCUCCAUGUAGCCGUGCACAGAGCGGGAUGGAGCGGCUCACAGAGAGCAGUUAUCUGUAGUUGAAACACAAAAACUUACAUAUUAACAACAUGUCAGCAAAGUGCAGGCUAAACGCUCCGCUGCUGAAACACUUCAGUUUGAGAUGACGCCGGACAAAACCACGGCACAGCGCCGCCCGUGUGUGUUCGGGUGGCGCCAUUCUCCCACGUUUUCCUCCAGUUUUGUUUGUUGUUGUAAAAUGUACACGCCCUGUGCCUGCUCUGAUUGGUGAGUAGGACCGUAACAGGAGGCGCAUGGCGCUUGUGAUUGGCGAGUAGAUCUGUCACACAAGGAUGACUAAGAAAUUUGUCUGUAACUGCAUGACUGUUUUAAAACGGGUCAGAGGCCUGUAUAAUUAACCUGCAUUUUAAUCGCUGUCUUCACGAUUAGCUUCACGAUUAGCUUCAGCAUUCUUUAAAUCGCAAUUUCGAUUUGAAAACGGUUAAUCGUUCAGCCCUACUUCUAUCCCGUCCUCUCCAAAAUUUUACAUCAAUUAAUGAUGUUCCUUUACUCCAGUCUCAGUAGGAUCACCAAGUAGAGCUGCAGAACUUGGGGAUGCACAACAUUUACUUCCACUCUUCUCUAGAUUACAAGGCGCCAUCAUAACUACUGCCUCCUCUCAAUUCCAGAAUCCCAGUGGUUGGUUGUGGACUAUUUGGAUUGAAUAUUUAGUUUAACAUUAGGCUUCAAUACCCAACAGUAAAAUCCUGAAGAAGUUCCUGUGCAGCGUAAUGACUUGUACAGCUGUGUGAAAUAAUUCUGCGCCCAUCUCCACUGGAAAUAAUGUGCUAGGUCUGCGCAAUGUCACAAUUCUAGUCACAAAUCUAGUUGUUGAUGAACUCUUACCCUGGAGCAGAAUGAAUCUUCAGUGGUAUAUAAUAUUGCUCAUUGCUUGUGUGCAUGUUCCAUGUACAAAGGCUUAGACCUUGUCACAGCAGGCCCGGGUUUGAGUCUUUACUGCAUGUCGUACCGGCUCCCUCUCUACCACAUUUCCUGUCAGCUCCAACUUACUAUGAUUAAAGGCUAAAAAGCCCUGAAAAUGUCUUUAAAAAAUAGAGAAAAACAUAGUACAGCAUUUAAUCUGACAAACGUUUAGUUUAUUUGUAAUGUAUAUUUGUUCACUGUUGAUGGAGGUAGGCCAGCAGUUUCCCCCUGCUUCAAGUGUUUGUGCUAAGCUAGGCUAAACACAGGACCUAUCUCUGCACUGGAUGCACACAUUUGAAAUUCAUAUCAGUCUUUUCAUCGCUCUGAGGAAAAAAAACAUUACAGAAAAUAAGAAAUAAACAAGAGAUAUCCCCAGAAUGUACCUUUAAAGGGUAGUAACGUCUAUAUUUUUUAACCUGGACCUUAUUUUCCCACGUUUUUGUGUCUAUGUGACUAACUGGGACAUUUUGAAAUUGGUCCAGUAUUGAGUGAGCGCGCUGCAGUCGCCAGCAGUGAAACAUGGCUGCGCCCCAUCAAAGUACGUCCACUAAAGAGCUUUUUUACGCCGCUGACAGGCUCAGAUUGUUAUUAUAAGUGUCUGACAACAUUAUGGAAAGUAUCCCUACAGAGAGAGAUCUUUUUUUUAAGAGUUAGUUCUUUUUUGUCUAUUCAGAAACAGUCGCUAUGUCGCUCCAGACCAGACUCCCAGGUGAAAUGAUUGUUUUGUCAAUGGAGUUUGGUGGCUUUGAAUCUUGUCAGACACUUGUAAUAAGCAUUAUGUUGUAGCCCUGUUUCACUGCUGCCGACUGCAGCAUGAUUGCUCAGCAUUGGACCACUUUCAAAAGAUUUUUAUCCUAAUUAGUCAUAUAGACUUAAAAACAUGGGGAAAUAGGGACAAGGUUGAAAAAUGCGUAAGUUAUGCUUUAAGGUGGAGUAAAAAAAGCCUUUAAGUUAUGAGAAAUAUUGCAGCACAAGGUGGGAGGGACCAAGCUCCCCAGCUAGCAUGGUGUUAGCUGAAGACCAGGAUGGAAGACAUCUGCGGAUGGAACAAGUAUUUUACCUUAUUUAUUAACUGUGUGGUGAGUCUGUGCGAGAGGAGAGACGGUGUAUGAGAGGAUGUCGAUCAUUGUAAUAGUUUUGACUUUGUAAUGUAUAUUGUGCUAUUUAAUGGAAAAACAUGUAAACACCGUUUAAACAAACAGGUAGCAGUAAAGGAGUGUUACGUUUCUGCCUCCAUUAAAUUAAAUGAUCCAUG